Messenger RNA from Aedes albopictus (Asian tiger mosquito), 2758 nucleotides. RefSeq lists its product as uncharacterized. Gene Ontology annotation, biological process: protein phosphorylation; mitotic DNA damage checkpoint signaling. Gene Ontology annotation, molecular function: ATP binding; protein serine/threonine kinase activity. Lineage: Eukaryota; Metazoa; Arthropoda; Insecta; Diptera; Culicidae. The record is from RefSeq and is a predicted model, not a curated record. The transcript has 2 exons. The coding region runs from base 599 to 2314 and encodes 571 amino acids. Gene Ontology annotation, cellular component: nucleus.
CGUUUCCGACGUGACCUUCGGCGACUGCACUCUCGGAUGGUAGCUCUUUCAUUCAUAAUUCCACAAACAAAAACAACAUUGGUAGUAGUAGCACACGCAAAAACAACUACAACUAUCUCUGUCCAGCAAAGGGAUCGCUCCAGCAGAGAGACCUCGACGACGUCGUUCCUGUUCAUUCAUAACGGGAAAGUAUCCAUCCAGGAGGAGUUUGUUUUUCCAUUUCGCUGGCUGUCACUUUUUCACUUCGCCGUCCGUGCAUCGAGCGCGUCGCACCCGCCGUGCACUCCGAGCCAGCCACACAGCCAGCAGACCCGUCCCGCAACCACACGAGGAAACAAAGAAACGCAAUUUUUCUCAUCGCUGCCCUACAUCCGAAUUUUCGUCGCAAUUUCCUAGUACCAAUUUGCCGCAAGUACAAAGUUGUAGCUAAAAUAUAUUGCAUUAAUCGGUGAAGUAUCGAAAGUGAACAUAUACAGUGCACUUAUCGACGACAUUUUCAGAGUAAAGUAACAUUAGGAAGAAUUUGCUAGGUUCUGGUCGUGUGUUUUUUUCGGUACGGGACGCGUGUUUGUUGCCGAAAACAAGCCCAUACAACGUCAUGGAGGUUAGCAACGAAAAUCAAAAGAAUGGGGACAAAGUGCCUGCCAAACCGGCCGAGGAUCGCCCGACUGCCGCCGAACGGACGGACCUGCCCGGAACCGAAACGCCGGAAAAGGAUGAGAAACUGGUGGCCAACCUGCGUCAGCAGAUUCCGGACAUCGACAACAUUUUCAACAUCCACCGGAAGAUCGGUCGCGGUACGUUCAGCUCGGUUUUUCUCGGUACCCUGAAGUGCCACGAGCGGCUACCGGUGGAGAAGCGAAAGCUCUUCGCCAUCAAGCACCUGGUCCCCACUAGUCACCCGAGCCGCAUCGAGCGGGAGCUGCGGUGCAUGAUGCUGAUCGGAGGCGCUAGCAAUGUGGUCGGGGUGGAUUUGUGCCUCCGCCGGCAGGAGUCGGUGGCAUUCGUGAUGCCGUUCAUAGCCCAUGAUCAGUUCCAUGUGUACUAUGACAAGAUGACUCCGGCUGAGACGCAGCUGUACAUGAAGAAUCUGUUGAUCGCCUUGAAGCGGGUACAUGAGUUCAACGUAAUCCAUCGGGAUGUAAAACCGAGCAAUUUCCUGUACAAUCGUAAGAAGCAAACUUUUUUGUUGGUCGAUUUUGGACUGGCGCAGGAUAUUAGUAGUCGUGUUGUUAAGGAAGCAACCACUGCAGCAGAGGACAAGACUGGAAAACGACGGUUAUCUGGAACUGCGGUAGAAGGUAGUCAGCAGAACUCGGAUGCCAUCGUGCAGGUUCCGAAGAAGAUUAAACUACAGGAUGAUAACAUGGAGAAUAGUACAACACUCGUCCGUGGCGAGGAACAGGAACUACAGCCCCCACCGGUGUUCAAGACACCUUUGAAACAAUCGAACCAAAUCAUCUCGCCGAUGAAACUCUCGAAUAUAACGAAAGAUCUGUAUAGCUCGCCGCUAGUUCGGCAAAUUAAGUCCACCGUGCUGGGAAUCAGCAGCAACCUGAAGGCAGCGCAACGCCAGCAACAAGGUCGAAGCGGCAACCCAACAGUGCCGGCACCCAUCCCUCCGAAAACAGUGACCGGUGGCUCAAGAACGCACCAAUACAACACGUCCUCAUCGGCCAGUCCGGCCGCCAAACAGGAUGCCGUGUGCAAAUGCUUCGGUAAAAGUCAAGUUUGCAACAUCUGUAUGGUGAAGAAGGAGAUGCAAGCAUCUCGCGCCGGAACCCCCGGAUAUCGUCCACCGGAGGUUCUGUUGAAAUAUCCUGACCAAACCACCGUUGUGGAUGUUUGGGCUGCCGGUGUAAUGUUCUUGAGCAUCCUGUCGCGGUGCUAUCCGUUCUUCCAGAAUUCGGACGAUUUCCACUCUCUGGCCGAAAUUGUUAGCAUUUUCGGCGACCAACGCAUCAAAAAGACUGCCAACCUCUUGGGGCGUCACGUCAAGACGGCCCAACGGAAGCAACCGUUGGAUCUGCGAAAGCUGUGCCUGCGCCUGCGGUUCCGCUUCCGGCGUCUGCGAGCUCGCCAACAGCAACAGGAAGAAGAAUCUGCCGCCACGUUUGCCAACAGCUGCGACAACUGCCAGCAACGUCUGGACGAGUGUCUUUGCGAGCAUUCCGAAGCCAACAGGGACUUUUCGGAGGACGAAUAUUCCGACAGUGCCUACGAUCUGCUGUACAAACUGUUGGAGAUUAAUCCGCAUAACCGCAUCUCUGCCGAGGAAGCUCUCAAGCAUCCAUACUUCCAGCAGUCCUUCUAAGAGAUGUGGUUGACGGCCGAAAAAGUAUUAUAAAUUUAUCGAUGCGAUCUCCCAGCCGAGAAAUUCGAAAAUGCCAACAUUCUUUUCGAAUAAAUUCUAUCUAAUUUAAACUAAGAAACAUUCUGUAGGUCAAAUUAGCAAAAAAAACAAAGCAUGUUUCUUAUAGAGAUCUUAGAAAAAUUCCCUCGUUCUUGUAGAACGAGUCAAAAUUCAAUGUGGGUGUGAAAUUUUGUUUAAUUUAUUUUAAUUGAUUCUAAUCUAUUUAUUAAAAGCAAAAGCAACCUGAAUGUGUACUCUUUUGAAGAAUAAUAAAAAAAUCGUCGUUUUAUUUAGAAAUCGAACGGCAUGGACUGAACACUGAUGAACAACACUUAUUCUAGGAGUAAAUAGCUUCUAAGGACAACUAAAUCACAGAGGCAAUAAAUGUAACAAAUACAAAUACAA